CUUUUUCUUUCAUCCACUAUUCAUUUCUUUUCUAAAACACUUUUUUUUCCCUGAUUUCUAAAACAAAUUACUUAUAAAUAUCUUCUAAGUCGACAAACAAAACAAUGAUGUCUAUUACGAAUAAUUUUUACAUGCAUCACAAAUAUUACACAUACAAUAAAAAUCUUAAUCAUUCUAAAAUUUCCAAUAAAUUGAUCUCUACUAAUUUGCAUAAUUGGUAAAUAAUAAUUUUUAAAAAUAACUAUUUUGAGUUCUAAAUAAUUUCGGACAUAAAAAAAAAAAAAAGUUUUGCAUAAUUCGUACUGAUUAGAAACGAACCAGAAUUUAGUAAAACACUCCACCGAACUUUCACUAAUUAUUUCUUUAUUAAAGACCUUUUUAUAAUGAAAAUAAUUAUUUAUAGAAGCCAUCGAUAAAAAGAAGAACACUCCUCUGAACGUGCUUCUUCUUCUUCUUCUUUCCCACUCCUACAGUCUUUCUCCCUCCUCUCUCGCUCUCUCAUCUUCUUUCUCUGUAUAUUUUACACAAAACUAAGUUUCUAAAUCCAAUUUCUGACAAUGGAAACAAACCAUUUAUACACUUUUUCUACACUUGUUGUUAUACUGCUAAUGUCAGUGACACCGACAGUGAUACCGACUGUAACAUCUAAAGACGAGGUUGUUUCUUGUACAAUGUGUUCUUCAUGCGACAAUCCAUGUAGUCCCGUCCAAUCUUCUCCACCGCCGCCUUCUCCUCCACCACCGUCAACACCCACAACCGCAUGUCCUCCCCCUCCUUCUCCUCCAAGAUCCGGCGGCAGUAGCGGUGGCGGUAGCUCUUACUAUUACCCUCCUCCUUCUCAGUCCGGUGGAGGCAGCAAAUACCCUCCACCUUACGGUGGCGGUGGUCAAGGUUAUUACUAUCCUCCGCCGUAUUCAGGAAACUAUCCUACGCCGCCUCCGCCGAAUCCGAUCGUCCCUUAUUUCCCGUUUUACUAUCAUACUCCACCACCAGGUUCUGGUUCAGAUCGGUUUAUGAGUUCUUGUUCUGUUAUUUUUACUUUUUUUGCUGUCUUUCUCUGUUUAGUGUGACGGAAAAAUAGUCGGAAAUUCGCCGGAAAUUUACCAAGAAAAAAAUCGAAAUAAUGUGGCAGAUCGGUAGAUCUAUAAAUGUUUAGAUAUCUUUGAUCAUGGAAACAAGAUGAUGUUGGAUCAAAUCAAUAUCUUUUACUUUCUUCGAUCUGUUUUAACUUUUUCUUUUGUUGUUGACAAUUUGUAUUUAAUUGAUCUUGACAAUUAACAUACUUAAUUACUCGUUAUUCAGAUUUCAGAAAUAAAGAAUUGUUACUUUC
This is a messenger RNA of Arabidopsis lyrata subsp. lyrata, 1330 nucleotides long. Its product is annotated as formin-B. Bases 558 to 1070 code for a protein of 170 amino acids. Lineage: Eukaryota; Viridiplantae; Streptophyta; Magnoliopsida; Brassicales; Brassicaceae. The transcript has a single exon. The record is from RefSeq and is a predicted model, not a curated record.